This is a messenger RNA of Lepus europaeus (European hare), 1150 nucleotides long. Its product is annotated as heterogeneous nuclear ribonucleoprotein A1-like. The record is from RefSeq and is a predicted model, not a curated record. Lineage: Eukaryota; Metazoa; Chordata; Mammalia; Lagomorpha; Leporidae. The coding region runs from base 1 to 960 and encodes 319 amino acids. The transcript has a single exon. Gene Ontology annotation, molecular function: RNA binding.
AUGUCGAAGUCAGAGUUGCCCAAGGAGCCCGAGCAGCUGCGGAAGCUCUUCAUCGGAGGGCUGAGCUUUGAGACGACCGAUGAGAGCCUGAGGAGCCAUUUUGAGCAAAGGGGCAUGCUCACGGACUGUGUGGUAAUGAGAGACCCGAACACCAAGCGCUCCAGGGGCUUUGGGUUUGUCACCUACGCCACCGUGGAGGUGGAUGCGGCCAUGAACGCAAGGCCACACAAAGUGGAUGGAAGAGUUGUGGAACCAAAGAGGGCUGUGUCGAGAGAAGAUUCCCAAAGACCAGGUGCCCACCUCACUGUGAAAAAGAUCGCCAUGGGUGGCAUUAAACAAGACAUUGAAGAGCAUCACCUCCGAGAUUACUUUGAGCAGUACGGGAAAAUCGAGGUGAUUGAGAUCAUGACUGACCGAGGCAGUGGCAAGAAGAGGGGCUUUGCUUCUGUGACCUUCGAUGAUCAUGACUCUGUGGAUAAGAUUGUCAUUCAGAAAUACCACACUGUGAACGGCCACAACUGUGAAGUGAGGAAGGCCCUGUCGAAGCAGGAGAUGGCCAGCGCUUCGUCCACCCCAAGAGGUCGAAGUGGUUCUGGGAACUUUGGUGGUGGUCAUGGAGGUGGUUUGGGUGGCAAUGACAACUUUGGUCGUGGAGGAAACUUCAGUGGUCGUGGUGGUUUUGGCCGCAGCCGCGGUGGUGGUGGUUAUGGUGGCAGUGGGGAUGGUUACAAUGGAUUUGGUAAUGACGGAAGCAAUUUUGGAGGCAGCGGAGGCUACAAUGAUUUUGGCAAUUACAACAAUCAAUCUUCAAAUUUUGGACCCAUGAAGGGAGGAAAUUUUGGAGGCAGAAGCUCUGGCCCUUAUGGUGGUGGCGGCCAAUAUUUUGCCAAACCACGAAAUCAAGGUGGCUAUGGCGGCUCUAGCAGCAGCAGCAGCUAUGGCAGUGGCAGAAGGUUUUAAUGACUGCCAGGAAACAAAGCUUAGCAGGAGAGGAGAGCCAGAGAAGUGACAGGGAAGCUACAGGUUACAACAGAUUUGUGAACUCAGCCAAGCACAGUGGUGGCAGGGCCUAGCUGCUACGAAGAAGACAUGUUUUAGACAAUACUCAUGUGUAUGGGCAAAAAACUGGAGGACUGUGUUUGUGACUAAU